UAGACCUAUAUUUAAAAAAAUGUGUUGUCACCCUUGUCGAUGUUGAUUUAACUAUCAAAUUAUUUUCAGAAGAAACUAUAUCUGAAGACAGGGGAGAAUCUAUCGGUCUGCUUCAUGAAAUGGGAGUAUCGACCAAUCAACUUAAAGAAAUGCGCAAGAAAGUCAUCGACAAACUUGCCAACAAGAGUUCUGAACCGAGUGAUGUAACUUGCAUAUGGGACUAUGCCGGCCAACUUGAAUAUUUCAUUACUCACCGAAUUUUUAUUACAGAUGGAAAUUCUUAUGGAGUUGUUUUCAGUUUGGUAGAUGCUUUGGAUAAACUGGCAAAAAGAAGAGAUCCCAAAAAAGGACAUUUUGAGAUGACAAAUCUGCAAAUGAUCAUAUUUUGGAUAAGGCUGAUUUAUGAGUAUGCUGUACUGCUACGUGACUCAGAGGAGAAACCUUUGAUCAAUGGAAUUAUCGCAUCACCGACGAUUAGUCUGAUUGGGACGCACAAGGACCUACUCACGGGGAGUGAUGCUGAGAAGCAGGCAAAGAUUGAUGUCGUAUUAGGCAAAAUUUUAGAAGAACUCAAAGGGAAGCCAUACGAACGUCACGUAGAUCGCGAGAUGUAUGCUGUAGACAACACCACAGCACUGGAUGAAGGAAUUGAAAGACUGAAAAUAAAAGUAGGCGGUUUCAUGAAGUCAAUGGCAAGAACUGUUCCAAUAAAUUGGAUGGACUUCCAAAUUGAGGUACAAGAAGCCGGGAAAACAACUCUGCGCAUGUCUUUAGAUAAGAUCGCUAAGAUUGCUGAUCAAUGUGGUAUAAAUGAAGACAACGUCAUCCACGUCCUCAAUUACCUUAAUGAUCUUGGAAUCAUCCUGUAUUCGCCCACUAACAAGAAAUUGAAGAACACUGUGAUUAUUAACAUCCAUAUGCUGAUUGGUAUCUUCAUGAAAAUCAUUACAGUUGUGGAACCUGAUGAUGUUAAGACUGCUCCAGUAAUGAUACAGUAUUGGCGUAAGUUCGACGAAACAUCUACAUUUCUCUCGCUUGAACAUUUCUCUCGUGUGGACAUAUUUGCAUUUGCAAUUUUAAUAAUCAUCGCUAAGAUUGCUGAUCAAUGUGGUAUAAAUGAAGACAACGUCAUCCACGUCCUCAAUUACCUUAAUGAUCUUGGAAUCAUCCUGUAUUCGCCCACUAACAAGAAAUUGAAGAACACUGUGAUUAUUAACAUCCAUAUGCUGAUUGGUAUCUUCAUGAAAAUCAUUACAGUUGUGGAACCUGAUGAUGUUAAGAUACAGAGCGUAUCCUCCUGUACGCACAUGUGCUUAUAA
Messenger RNA from Anneissia japonica, 1319 nucleotides. RefSeq lists its product as uncharacterized. NCBI's taxonomy places the organism in Eukaryota, Metazoa, Echinodermata, Crinoidea, Comatulida, Comatulidae. The transcript has 8 exons. The coding region runs from base 120 to 1319 and encodes 399 amino acids. The record is from RefSeq and is a predicted model, not a curated record.